Messenger RNA from Drosophila ficusphila, 2107 nucleotides. RefSeq names its product KH domain-containing, RNA-binding, signal transduction-associated protein 2 (gene qkr58E-1). Gene Ontology annotation, biological process: regulation of alternative mRNA splicing, via spliceosome. Gene Ontology annotation, cellular component: nucleus. The coding region runs from base 128 to 1321 and encodes 397 amino acids. NCBI's taxonomy places the organism in Eukaryota, Metazoa, Arthropoda, Insecta, Diptera, Drosophilidae. Gene Ontology annotation, molecular function: mRNA binding. The record is from RefSeq and is a predicted model, not a curated record. The transcript has 5 exons.
AUCGAAUCCGGGCUACCACAUACAUAUUUUUUCAGCCAACUAAUUCUGCUGGAGCAGAAUUUUUUCCCCAACAAUUGGACUUUCAGGACUAACGCUUCCACUAGGCAGAGAAAAAGACGAAGCCGCAAUGCCACGCGACUAUGACAGGGACUACAACGAGGAUGCUGCCGACUAUAAGCGGAAGCGACGCGACGAGGAGCCAGCGGCGACCGGUGCCCCGGAAACUCCGGAGGCAGACUCCGGUGGACACACGACCAGCCACGCCGCCCUCCGGGACACGCCCCAACUGAAUGAGAAGACAAACGCCUAUCUACAGGAGUGCCUACUAGAGAAGAAGACGCUCGAGAAGAAGCAUAUUAUUACUAAGCGGCUGCUCGACGACGAAGUGGAGAAGAUCUUGGUCAGCGGGCGCAUACCAAAGCCCGAGAUCUAUGCCAACGUGUACAGCGAAAAGCCGAUACGCGUGGCACAAAAGGUGCUGUUCCCGAUUAAGGAGUACCCCAAAUUCAAUUUCGUUGGCAAAAUCCUGGGCCCAAAGGGCAACACGCUUCGCCAACUGCAAGAAGAGACCAUGUGCAAGAUGGUUGUCAUGGGACGCAACUCCAUGCGAGAUCACGGCAAAGAGGAGGAGCUGCGCAGCUCUGGGAAUCCAAAGUAUGCCCACCUCAGCCGAGAUCUGCAUGUGGAGAUAUCCACGGUGGCCCCACCAGCAGAGGCUUAUCACAGGAUCAGCUAUGCGCUGGGCGAGAUCCGCAAGUUUAUGAUACCCGAUGCCAACGACGACAUUCGGCUGGAGCAACUGCGUGAAAUGGAUGGCAAGGAGCGCAUGUACAAGAAGUCUCAUCACUAUUCCAAGUCUUAUGGCGAUCAUGGCGCCUACAGUUCACGCACACCACCUCCUGCUUCAUCCAAGCCCAAGGUCUAUUCGAUCCUGGAGAAGGCACGAUAUGUGAUGGACGAUCCAAACUAUGGAAUUGUCAAGACACACAGUAGAUCACGGGACCACGAGCUGUACGACCACCAUGGAGAAUACGACCGCUACGCGACACCGCCGCCCCAAACUUCGAAGCACUCGACCCACCACGCCCAGUAUGACAGCAGCUCCUACGAGCGCGACUACCGGCGUGAGUAUCACCCCCACUCGUCCUCCUCUUCCUACGCGGCGGCCUAUCCAGCAAAACCAAGCAACGGUCGUUCAUCAUCGUCAUAUCGACCAACAACCUCGGGCUCGGGAUCACAUUCAUCUGCUCACUACGAAACUGGAUCCCGAUCUCGUGAAAGCGUGCGUUAUCGCUCGGCUCCAUAUCCGAAAAUACGUUAACCCAUCGAUUUACCAAAACCCCCAAGAUACCAACCCCCAACAACUACUACAACAACCACAACUAAAAAAGUUAAGCAUAAAGAAUAAAAUAUAUAUAUUCCAAACCAAUAUCAAAAAUGUUUAAAGUCAACAAUCCAACUAUGCACACCUAUUAAAUAUACUAUCUAAACAAAAAUCAAAUGAAAAACGUAACUUUUUAUUGCAAUUGUUGUCCAAUAUUCGAAUUGUGUUUAAAACAAAAUCAUCAAUGCAACAAAUUUUAUCCUCGAAAUGAUUGUUAAAAAAAAAAAACAAAAACUUCAAACAAAUAAUUGCUAGUUAAAGCCAAUACAAAAAAGGAGAACAAAAAACACAAACAAAAAUCCCCAAAAACAAUAAAUUAAUCAAUGCGAAAUGUUAGUCUAAGCUUUGGAAAUAUUGUUUCAUAAGAUUAAUGAAUAUAAAACCAACAAUAAAAGCUAAAAGUAAACCCCAGAUAUAUGCCCAACGACAAAGUAAGUAUCGCCUGCGGACAGAAUGAUUAACAACAAACCACACUAUAAGCAGCAGUUAAAAAUUAACCAAAUGCCGGCUUCGUUACAAAUUCCCACGAGAAAUGAGUAUUGAGUAUUGUGAAACGUCCAACGUUGUCGUUUAUAUUUAUGAUUUCCUUUUAUUUUGUUUGUUUUCCUGCGAAUCAACAAUUGUUUUAUAUCUUAAUUAUUAUUUUUAACAUUUAACCAUUAGGCAGAUUAGAACUGAAUGUGUUUGCCGCAUAAAUAUCCCAGAAUAAAAAAUAAUAAUCGA